GAAAGUGAAGGCAGUAAGGAGAAUGGGGUGAGAGGAGGAAGUGGGGUCGAAGGAAGAGAAAGGGGGCUGGAAGCCGGCAAGUCGCCCCCCACCGCCCUCCCGGGGCUGGAAGGCCCUGUCCCCUUUCCUGCAUUCCUGCAGCCCUUCCUUGCGCAGCGGGAACCAAGCUUGUCCGCGCUUUCUGCAGCCGGCGGCGCCCGCUCCGCUGCACUGUGUUCCCGGAGAUUUUCUGUGCGCUCCAGCGUGGAGAAGGGGCCCCGGGGCGAUGCCCCUCUGUUGAGCCGAGGGGCGUGAAGCUGGCGGGGCCCCGGGUGGCCGCGCGUGGCAGGAGGGGCCCAGCGGCGCCCGCCCUUGCGCUCGGCACGGCCGCGCUGGCCGCCUGCCCCCUGGCACCGCGCCGGGGCCGAGAGGAGCGAAUUGCGCGGCGCCUGCCGCGGGUGCCGGGGGAGCCCGCGGCGGGGUAGAAAGGGCCGGCCUCCCCGGCGAGCCCGCCACUCCCGCCGCAGCUGCUCGGUGUGCGCGCAUCGCGCUCCUGCCCCUCGCGCCCCGUCGAGCCCGCGGCCAUGGCCGCCUCCUCCGCGCGGCCCGCCGUCCUGGCCCUGACCGGGCUGGUCCUGCUCCUGCUGCUGUGCCUGGGCCCAGGUGGCACAAGUGGAAAUAAACUCAAGCUGAUGCUUCAAAAGCGGGAAGCAUCGGCUCCAACUAAGACCAAAGUGGCCGUCGACGAGAGCAAAGCAAAAGAGUUUUUAAGCGGCCUGAAGCGCCAGAAGCGCCAGCUGUGGGACCGGAGCCGGCCAGAAGUCCAGCAGUGGUAUCAGCAGUUCCUCUACAUGGGCUUCGAUGAAGCCAAAUUUGAAGAUGACAUCACAUAUUGGCUAAAUAGAGAUCGAAAUGGGCACGAAUAUUAUGGUGAUUACUACCAGCGUCACUAUGAUGAAGACGCAGCCAUCGGUCCCCGAAGCUCCUACAGUUUCAGGCACGGAGCCAGCGUCAACUACGAUGACUACUAGCUCUCGUUUCCGCACGAGAAGCCAACAGUGAUUUUCUCCACGGAUCUCACAGAGCUACACACCAUUGGGUUUCUGUUUUGCUUUACUUCAGCAAAUCUUUUCUACCUACCUUUUUAGAGCCUUCUGUGACCAGAAAGGAAGAGUUAAACAAAGGAGAAUAUAAUAAAUGCCUUUUGAUGUUUCAUGCAGGUACCUAAUGGUGCAGUGCAUUUCAUUUAAAGAUAGAAAUAAAAGCAUUUGGUUAAAAAACAAAACAAAACAAAACAAAACAAAAAAACUCUGUGCAAUCAUUUGGGUGAAAAUUAAGCUGGCAACAAUUUUCGUUCCCUGGAUGUUUCUGAGGUUGAAGCAUGGCCUGAGGGGCAGCUCUCCAUUAUCAUCCCAAACGUUACACCCCAGGCAAAGAACUGUACCAAGCAAGGGGUCUUCAAGUGUGUGAAAAUUCAGUCCACACUAAAUGCAGGAUAAAAUCAGGAAGAUGAUUUAAUUGAAAAUUAUUUAAGGUUACAGUAAGUGCUUUGGAGAAUUCUAAACACUUGACAGGUACCUGAGGCCUUUCUGGGUUCUAGGCAUUCAGCUGGAGCUGCACAUAUUUAAUAUGAUCAUCCAGGAAAUGAAGAGCAAAGGAAAAAAAAAAAGAAGUUUGGUUGAUUCCAGAGCCUCAGUCAUUUUACAAUUAAAACAAAACUUUAAUCUCUGAAUUCAGAAAGGAUUUAUAAAUAUAUUUCACAUCAUAUUUAAACAACUUGAGUCAUUGGAGGGAGAGAGCAAA
Molecule: messenger RNA, 1782 nt
Organism: Choloepus didactylus (southern two-toed sloth)
Lineage: Eukaryota; Metazoa; Chordata; Mammalia; Pilosa; Megalonychidae
Gene: ECRG4
Product: ECRG4 augurin precursor
Exons: 4
Coding region: 564-1010 (148 amino acids)
Biological process (GO): regulation of cell population proliferation; central nervous system development; cellular senescence
Source: RefSeq, a predicted model, not a curated record